Molecule: messenger RNA, 3936 nt
Organism: Ylistrum balloti
Lineage: Eukaryota; Metazoa; Mollusca; Bivalvia; Pectinida; Pectinidae
Product: UBX domain-containing protein 6-like
Exons: 3
Coding region: 423-1739 (438 amino acids)
Cellular component (GO): cytoplasm
Molecular function (GO): protein binding
Source: RefSeq, a predicted model, not a curated record
AUUUCGGAUCUUUGAGUGUAGUUUUGUACUCUCUAACAAUUGUAAGAGUUCGUCUAUUAUCCAAACUGAUAUUUUUGUGGUUUCGAUGAAUCGCCAAUUCUAAUGAAUGAUUUGGAAUCUAAAGCCAACACUUUGCUGACUUCAUCGUGGAGUGUCAUUCUCGGUUUCUGCAACGACAUAAGCGACUUUUUCAGUGCCAAUCCAUCAAUAACAGAUACGGACGACGUUCAGGUCCAAAUACUGCUAUUGUUGCUUAUUUGGCUCGGUGUCAACACUGUCCUCAUAGCCAUAUCUUGGUCAAUUUAUGGCACAAGGAUACGUUCAAAGAUUGACAAGAAAGACCUUGCUGAACAGUUUCCAACUCAACCAAACUUGGAAAGGCAGUGAGAUUUCUUUCUCAGUUUUGAAUAACCACUGAAAAGAUGGCUGCAAUCAAGAAAUUUUUUCAAAAAAGAAAACUUGAUGUCACCUUUAAGAGAGCUGGAGAUGGUCAUCGCCUUACAGAUGAUACCCGGUCAACUCCUCGAACCAUGGUGACAGAACCAAUCCAUCCUGUGUCAAGACAACAAACCUCCAGGGAAGCACAGAAGGCUGCUGAAGCUGCCAUGAUCAGAAAUCAGGGUCAGAAUACUAGAAAGUCAGCUGCAGUUUCUCAGAGAGCUAAGAUGAAGCAGGAGAUGGAGUCAGAGUUGAAACGGCAGGAGCAGGCCUUAGCUGCUGCGGAGGUGGCCCGAGCAGGUCCAACAAAGGUAGAACUGGACAGUGCUCCUGUACUGUCACAAAUUCUCUACACUUGUCCAGAUAUUGGUCCCGCAGUCCUUCCCAAAAAUGAAAUGGAAGCCUGCAUUGAGGAGUUCCUCUUGAAGCAAAUUGCAGAAGAACCAGAAAUGACUUCUGCUUUAAUGAUUCAUACUCUCAACAAAGAUAAAGAGAAAGUCAGAAUUGGAAUUGAAACAUUGGUUAAAAUUCUUGGUAAUAUCAUAGCAAAUCCUGGCGAGGAGAAGUUCCGAAAGAUCCGACUGACGACUAAAGCAUUCACAGAGAAAAUAGAGCCUUUAAGGGGAAGUGAUGAGUUUCUACAAGCUGCAGGCUUUCAUAUAAUGUCCCAGCUGGUAAAUGAAACUGAAGAAAAUUUUUAUAUAAUGGAUGAAGUCAUGGCACAAGACACUGAGAGACUUAGUGGCCUUAAAGAAGUGUUGUUAGCAGCAGAGCCAAUCAAACCUCAGCUGGACAGGGCAUUAAAAGUGUACCAUCCCUCACAACAUGCUUCCAAGUUCGACAUUCCUAAUGAAUUCUAUAAUGUUAAUCCUGAGGAAAUCAAGAAAGAACAACAGAGGAGACAUGAUGCAGUGGAAAAGCUUGGCAUGUUACGCACUAAAGCCAUGCGAGAAAGGGAUGAAUUACGGGAAUUGAGGAAGUAUCGCUUUACCCUUAUUCGAGUUCGCCUGCCAAAUGGUGUUUUGUUGCAAGGAACAUUUAAGGCCCAGGAAAAAGUGUCUUCUUUAUUUUCAUAUGUGAGAGAAAAUUUAGCAAAUGAUUGGAUACCAUUUCAGCUUUUAUCAGUGGGUCAGAAACUGGAGGAAACGGACACAUUUGCCGAAGCUGGACUGGUACCUGCAGUGGUAGUUACCUUCUCAUGGGACCAGGCAUUGAUGGCUGAUCUCAAGGCACAACAGGGUGCUGGGGCAGAAGGUGCAAUACUGAAGCAAGAAAUUAUGUCUCUGAUAGAAACAUUAUGAUACUCUGAUGUGACUGUGUAUUGUGAUAAUAUAUGGAGAGUAAUGUGGUUAUACCCCUGGUAUUUCAGAAGCUUUUGUUAUCAUGCAUGUGUUUUUAGUUUGUUCAUACUGGCCUUCUCACACAAGUUUAUCGAUGAACAAAAUUACUGUUACAUGUAUGUAAAGCUAAUUAUAUAUCAGAAAAUUGUUAAUAUAUACAUUAGAUGUAUGGCAUUUGCCCAUUUUAUUUUCUUGAUAGGAUUUUCUACAUUUUGGAGCUGUCCUGUAAUGCUUUAAGUUUAAACAAUACAUAUGUAGAUCAUUUAAAUGGUGUCUAUCAUAUGUAAGUUAUAUAUAGGUAUGGUGAAUAUUCUUAUUAUAGCCUUCCUAACUGGAAAUAUAUUUUUGUCCAGAAAACAAAUUCCGUUUAACUUUGCUUAGAAUAAUGGGAAAUUGGAGAUAAAAUGUGACUACAUUCCACUUGUUUUAUAGUCCUUUCUUCACAGUCUGUUGGUGACACACUGAAAAAAUUAAAACCACAAUAAGAAUACAUUGUUUGUAUAUAAUCUUGCUUUUCAAAUGAUAAUAAUUUUGAUAUAAUGCCACUAGCAGUACUUUCAGUUCUUUUCAGUUUUAUUUUAACUGAUUUUUUUGUAGUUAAUGAAUUAACACAGCAUUGAUCAGGAGUUUGUUACAAAAGUUUUCGGUACUCUGGCUUUGGAAGUCAGUGAAAUAGGACAAUGUUAAUAGAGUUAAUUAACAUCCAGAUUUAAAUUGAGACAUGAUGACAAUAUGGAACAUUUUGAACUCACAUACACUACAGCAGAAAUUUAUUAUUUGUUGAUUUUUUGUUAGAGUGAAGUUUAAUUUGUUGUCCAGAUUCGCUAGUCAAUAUUAUAUAUAUGCAUAUCAUCAGAAAAAGACGUAUUUGUCCUUAACAUGUACUGUUUCUUCCAUCUCUAUGAUUGACUUUCUUUGUGACAAUUUUUUUCUUUGUGUUGGAAUGUUUUGUUUAGUCUCAUAACAUGAUGAUAAAAAAAGUUCCCUGUAUAUGCCCACUCUGUAGGGAACUCUUGAUUCCCUGGGAUAAAUAGGGUACAAAUGUCGGAAAUAGAAAGGUGUCCAUAUACACUGGGUCAUGAACUUAUGAAGGUUGUGAAAAUAACUCAAUUAGCAGAAAUAUUCUCCAUUUAAUCUGACUGCAACAAAUUUUAUAUUUAUCUAUAUCACAGAGGUUAUGAAAUGAUUACCUGUAGCAGUGAUAAGUAUUACACACGCAAGAAAUUUAUUUCUAACGGGAAAAGCUUUCAAGCAUAUUUACACUAGUAAAUUCCUCAUUACCGUUUGUAUUGAUAUAGAAUCGUGUUAAAUUUGUAAGAGAAUUCCACCUUGACCAGUUAUGUUGCUAGUUGUCAGUUCCACGGUCUGCUUCAAAUCGAGGGUUAGACAAAAGUUUUGCCCCAAAGGUUGUGAUUUCUAGUUUGUUCUUGCUGCAAGAGAUCAUCUUUUUUUACUGUCUCAGUGUUUGUAUGUUUGUUGUCUUGAUAGGUGUCUAAUCUCUCUCACUAAAAACUGAUGUAUUGGUAGUUUAUCAAUGAUUCAUUGUUUUGUUAGUCCUUGGAGGUGACAGAGAAAUCUUGUUCAAACUUGACAUUAAUCAAUCUGUAUCCCUGCAAAUGAUUGUUUGCUUUUCAAGAUUUUACAAAAGAUACAGAUGUGGAGAGUACCUUUGGAUACAAAUAUAUAAAGUAGAGCCAGAUAGUGCAUUAAACUGCAUCAUACAGUCGCUUGUCCCUCCAGGACUCAUCACUGAUGCUGAAGGCCAAAGUUUUGAAACCUAGGAUGUCUAAGAAUAAUCAAAGUAAAUUGAAAGGAAUAUCAAUAUCUAGAUGGGGAGGUGCACUGGCUACAUCACUCAAUAAGCUUCAUAGUUUUGUAUAAACAAUGUAUGUGAUAAUUUCAAGUUUGUUAUUUAUCGUUUAUAAAGUUUCCAAUGAUAAAUGUUUAGGCUGUUGUUUUUGUUGGCCCUGUAUUGGUAGUAUACAUUUUAGCAUGCUUUAAAGUCUCAAUUAGAACAUUUCUAAAUUAUGCUAACUUCAGCAGUUCUGAUUUAUCUUAUGGAUAUCCCUUCUACAAGUAGCAAUCAUGAAAGGAGAAAAAUCUUAUGUUGAAACUUACAUAUUGCCUUUUAAACAGUAAUAAAAUAUUGUAACAAAAC